Paraglomus occultum is the source of this 165-nucleotide messenger RNA. The record is from the annotation of a GenBank genome assembly. NCBI's taxonomy places the organism in Eukaryota, Fungi, Glomeromycota, Glomeromycetes, Paraglomerales, Paraglomeraceae.
AUUUCCAAGUAUAUAGGAUUCAGCCCUGAAGAAAUCCGCCUCCCAAUUACGGAUGAAGAUAAACAGCUUUUUCGGGAAUUAAUAACAGAUCAGGAGAUGAUUGAUACAGUAAUGAAUGAGUAUCGAUUUUUACUUCAUUACGGACAUAACUACAAGGGGGGAUAA